Epinephelus fuscoguttatus (brown-marbled grouper) is the source of this 3556-nucleotide messenger RNA. RefSeq names its product Bardet-Biedl syndrome 10 (gene bbs10). Gene Ontology annotation, biological process: chaperone-mediated protein complex assembly. NCBI's taxonomy places the organism in Eukaryota, Metazoa, Chordata, Actinopteri, Perciformes, Serranidae. The transcript is spliced from 5 exons. Gene Ontology annotation, molecular function: ATP binding. The coding region runs from base 110 to 2095 and encodes 661 amino acids. The record is from RefSeq and is a predicted model, not a curated record.
GGCUGACAGGACCAGAAAGGGCAGGAGAGGCGGAGGAAAACAGUGAGCAAACCACAGAAGAAGCCUCGUCUCUAGGAUACGGAGAAAGCGUUCCUGUCGGACUGAUGGGAUGCUAUCGAUGGAGCAUCUUCACCUGGAACAUGUUCUGCAGACUGUGUGUGUGUUGGAGUCAGUCAUCCUCCGCAGUUUUGGCCCUGAAGGAGGACAGGUGCUGUUUACCCGAGACACCGGACAGGCGAUGUUGAGCCGCAGCGGGACCCGCAUUCUCACUGCGCUCCAACUGGAGCAUCCACUGGCCAGGAUGGUGGUGGAGUGUGUCUUGAAACACAGCACUGUAACAGGCGAUGGAGCUAAGACCUUUAUCCUGCUGCUGGCGUCAUUACUACGGAUGAUUCAUACAAUGGCUUGCAAGGAGCCUAAUGUGUCUCACACCUAUAACUCCAGGGAAGCAGCAGAGGCUGCCACUGCCAGGCACUUGGCUGACAAAAUAUUGGCUUUUUCAUUGGAGGAGCUGGGUGAUCUCAUUGUCAAGGGAGUGGGCCCGCAUGGAUACUUUCUUUCGUGGGAGGAUUUAACUGCACAGACACAAUCACCUGGGCACACAAACUCUCACAGCAUUCAAAAGCUGCUGGCAUCAUUCUUUCAUUCACGUUUGGGUCACACCCACUGUGACCUUAUUAGUGACCUCACCUGUGAACUGCUCGCUCACUGUAAGUUUAAAAAUGACCUACCCUCCUCAUCACUCCAGUUUGUAAAUGACAACUUUCCUGCAUUGCAUACACCUGUAUCAGGCUUCCCUAUUAGUUGCUCACGUUUGAUUGAGGGGCAGGUCAUUCACAGGGACUUUGCUACACCCUGCCCUCAGACUGACCACCAGCCAAUCAAAGCUGUAGUUUUCACUGGGUACCUGCAACCAAAAUUGCUCAGUGCAGGAGAAGUGCUGGAGAUGGGAGGUGGAGAGCACGGGGUGGAGGAGAAUUCAAGGAAGGAGAGAAAUAUUAUGCAGUUUAGUGCCUGGGCAGAAAGGUCACUUGAGUGUGUCAUUGCAAAGCUGCAGAGUCUGGGUGUCUCUGUGGUCCUGUCUGCAGUGAAACAGUCGGCUGCUGUCCUGGCUUUAGCCGCACAGGCAGAGAUGUGCGUUGUGGAAUGUGUCAGUGAAGAUGAGCUGUCUCUCUUUGCCCAGCUAAGUGGGGCCACACCAGUUUCGGACUGCUUGAUGAUUGAACCAGAGCACGUUGCCAUACUGACCUUUUGCAGACCAAUACUGCUGGGAUCCCAUAGGUAUGUCCAUGUGGCUUUCUAUGACUCAGAGGUCAUGGUCACACCCUGUAGUCUGGUCAUUUGUGGAGCAGGGGAAGGACAAACUGACCAGUAUGGAUGUGCGUUUCAAGAUGCCAUCCGCAUGCUACUUUCAACUUGGGAGCCCAUGAGUAUGACUGCAGCUACAGCAUCAAAGAGGACCUUGCACACAGACAAAAGCUCAUCUUUACAUACAGAUGAUCAGAUCCCUAAUGCACCUCUCCUCCAGCAGUGUGUGUUGGAGCCAGGCUGUGUCAUACCUGCUGGUGGGACAUUUGAGUUCCUCUUAAACCAUGUCCUCCUACAACAUGGCCGCAGCUGCUCAGUUUCUGAUGAUACAAAUAUGGAUAUCCCUGCUGUUUGCCAGCUCUUGGCAAAUGCUCUGUUUAGCAUUCCCCGACAGAUUUACUCCCACAGCCGGAGACGUUUCCUGCAAAUUCAAACUAGGCUCCUGAGUUUUAUUCAAAAUAAUUCCCACCCUUUCAGCCUUGUAUACAAACAAGAACGCAACACAAUCCUCACACAGGAUCAGGGCGAAAGCGAAUUUCCUCUAGAGGAGGGUAAACUAAGCAUACAUUGUUGUAGAGAAGCUGACAUGCCAUCAAAAGUUUUUAUGUCGCACUUGGGCCUUGAAUCUGUCUCCUGUAAAUACAAGCUGCUUCUGGCCGUGUUGCAGUGCGCCUCAAGUCUUCUUCAUGUGGACACUGUGCUGCACACACGCACUGCCUCACACGCUCAGUCACGCAGACUUGCAAACAUUUCCUGGGAGGGCACAGAGGACGAGGCUGAAGAUUGAGAUUGUAUUGUGCCCCGAGAUGAAAGCCAUAAACGCAGUUUCUAGUUUCUCUCUGUACUUACUCAGGUAUCAUUCAAAAGUUGGAGGAAAUAAUUUGCACUUUAAUAUAGACUGCUACAUUAAUUUUUGUAUGGCCACAGUAUUUUUUUUUCAAAACAAUUUAUUUAUCUCACUACAAAAUGUUUGUGAUGCGUAUUUGUAAUGCAGGUUUAUACUUCCACUGAGAUAAUAAAUUACAUUGAUGGCAGUACUAUUGUGUGGUGCUGUUUAUGGGCCAAUAAAAUGUAAUGGUGGUUCUGCGCCAACCUGUCCUGAAUCAAGGCUAGGUUUGGCAAUAACAGUAAAAAAGAAAACAUCAAACAACUUAGCGUUACUCUGUGCAGAGGAAAGAAUGUGAAGUUGUUAUCAAAUAAUUUAGUCUUUAUCUACUGUGUUAAUGUGAAGUAGUGUGAGUGAGUCAGUGUUGACGUUGGCCUCUUUACUCUUCACUUCUCAUCAUGGUUCCUAUUUUUCAACAUUUCUCUUCCUUAUCUCAAUUUUCCGGCCCUCUUCCUUUGGCCAGAACACAUUCUGUUACAUAAAAGGCACACACACAGAACAACAUGGAGACGUUGUCACACAUGUAUACACGCUCCUUUUUAUAAUCAACGUUAUCUCCAUAGUGGGGGUGGGGUGUCUGAGAGGGAAACACCCGGCUGUCAACAACCAAAUCAAAGUGCACUUCCUCAUGCUAUAAUCAGAGGAACACUAACUCUAUUCUCACCUCUUUUUUGAUGAAUGGUGACUCAUUAGAAAUAACUAGGCCCACAGCCAUACAUAAUCGUGCACCGUAUACUGUAAUCAGUGUGUGUUUAGUUUUGAACACAAAUUUUCCAUAAAUUAAUUGUCAUGGCAUGACUCACAAACAAAGACAGGUCUUGGCUUUGUUUGGGCUUCAGAUCAAACUCUACAUGAGUCACUCUUGAUGAGCGCAAAUAUCAAAAGAGGGUGAAGCUGGAGGGAGAAGACAGAAUGUUUUUUUCCACCGUGCACAUGGAAAAGAACUUGGAUGUUGUUUUCAGUGUUAUUGAGGCACCUACGCCCUUCUAACCCUUACAUGCCCCCUGUAUCCUCCACAGCUAAUUCACACGGAGUAGUCAGUUUGAUACUGCGUCAAUUUAAUAGUAAAGAUUUUGCUAUUUAGUGAAUUAUCUUCACCCAGUGACCUUUUGUGAAUAGGCCAAAUGAAAAAUAACAGCUCAUUUGACUCUCUCUGUGUAUCAGGGCUGCACAGUUAAUCAAAAUACUACUGAAAUCACAAUAUGGCUAAGAGAUCCAAAUCGUAGGAGCUGCAAGUUUUUGAUAAAAUGUGUCAAAACAUAUCAGUAUAAAUGAAGCAUUGUGGUGCUACAGACAUGCCCUGGCCUACAAAUCAUAAUCCAGAUGUAAGGAAACAUGCUUUUUUGGUACAGACCUCAGCAA